Molecule: messenger RNA, 204 nt
Organism: Caenorhabditis briggsae
Lineage: Eukaryota; Metazoa; Nematoda; Chromadorea; Rhabditida; Rhabditidae
Exons: 1
Coding region: 1-204 (67 amino acids)
Source: RefSeq, a predicted model, not a curated record
AUGCCGAUUCUCAACAAAGUUGUUCCAACUGCUGCCCAGGCCAAGAAGGGAAAGAAAGCCUUCGUUGCUGUGGCCAUUAGCCCAGAAGAGAUUCAAAAAGAGUUCCAAACGGCUCACAAGAACACUGGAAAGGAGUUGGCUGCCCUUGUCGUGGUCGUUGCUUGCAUAAUCGUCGGAUUCUUUGCUCUCGAAAAGUUUAUCUGA